Messenger RNA from Octopus bimaculoides (California two-spot octopus), 2872 nucleotides. RefSeq lists its product as uncharacterized. The record is from RefSeq and is a predicted model, not a curated record. Lineage: Eukaryota; Metazoa; Mollusca; Cephalopoda; Octopoda; Octopodidae.
UCGGCCUCACAUCCGGUUCCUGUAUUUUAUCUUUGUUUCUGUUUUUGACAGUGACAACAUUGUUUGUUAAUGUUCCAUCACGAAUGAACGUUACGUCCCACUUUUAGCAAGGAAAAGAACACCCUCCUAUUUUGAAGUGCAAAUCAAUUGGAUGUUAAAAAACAAAAACAAACCCUCCUAUGGAAGAAAAAUAAAACGAAUCAUUAAAAUCUGGUAUCUGAUCAUAUUGAAAUGAUGUAGCGAAGACUAAGAAACGGUGUUACCAAUGGUAUCGAAGAUCUUAUAUUUAUAUCACUUCAGUUCUGUUGCUGCGACAUAUUUCUUGGGAGUUGCAAUUAAUUCUUCACAUUGACUGUUCAUAUACAACUUCUUUGGGAUUUUACUGAUGGGUGUAACAAUCAGAUUUACCGAAACAUCUUUAAAAUGUUUCCUUACAGUUGGAACACCUUUUUGACUUUGACGAAAAUCUCAUUCGAAGAAAACAUAGUGUUUCAUCAUCAUCAUCAUCAUCGUUUAAUGUCUGCUUUCCAUGCUAGCAUGGGUUGGACGAUUUGACUGAGGACUGGUGAAACCGGAUGGCAACACCAGGCUCCAAUCUAAUUUGGCAGAGUUUCUACAGCUGGAUGCUCUUGAUUGGAAUUAUUUCGAGAAACAUUUCUCUGUUGAAAAUUAUAAAAAAAAAAAAGUAGUUUUUUUUGUUUUGAAGAAGAUUUGAGAUUAUGGAAGAGACACAGAUUAAGAAUCAGAGGCGCAAGAAAAAUAUGCUUGGGAAGAAUGAUGUUUGCCAUGAAAGUGAGGAUGAUACAAAGAAGAUGUCAUUUGUCUGUGACAUCUGUACAAAGUCUUUCCAAAUAAGGUCAUCUUUGAUUAGACAUAAAAAAUCUCUUCAUACUGAUUCUGAACCCUAUGUUUGUGACGUAUGCGAUAAAACAUUCUCCACAAAUCAAUGUUUACUGAACCACAAACGUAUUCACGCAAGAGUGAAACUACAUCACUGUGAUACUUGUGGCAAAACCUUCUCCCAGAACAGUCAUUUAUUGAUCCAUGUACGUUUUCACACAGGAGAGAAACCGUAUCACUGUGAUAUUUGUGGUAAAGCAUUUUCCAUAAGUGGUCACUUAACCAAGCAUAUACGUAUUCACACAGGAGAGAAGCCAUACCACUGUGAUAUCUGUGAAAAAACUUUCUCUGACAGUAGUUCUUUCACUAAACACAAACGUAUUCACACUGGAGAGAAACCAUACUGUUGUGAUGUUUGUGGUAAAUCUUUCUCGGCCAAUGAUUAUUUAUCCAAACACAUUCGUAUUCACACAGGGGAGAAGCCAUACCGCUGUGAUAUCUGUGGUAAUGCAUUCUCUGUUGGAAGUUCUUUAUCCAAGCAUAAACGUAUUCACACUGGAGAAAGACCAUACCACUGUGAUAUCUGUGACAGCAUCUUCUCCACCAGUUUGUCUCUAUCUAGACACCAACGUAUUCACAGAGGGGAAAAACCAUACCAGUGUGAUAUUUGUGGUAAGGCCUUCUCUCAAAAUAGUAAUUUAUCUAGCCAUAAACGUAUUCACACAGGAAAGAAACCAUAUCGUUGUAAUUUCUGUGGCAAAGCAUUCACUCGGAAUGCAUAUUUAUUGAACCAUAAACGAACUCACACAGGUGAAAAACCAUAUCACUGUGACAUUUGUGACAAAGUAUUCUCUCAGCAAGGUAAUUUAUUUGCUCACAAACGUUUGCAUGAGAGAGAGGCUAUAACUGUCUGAUGUUUGUGGUAAACAUUGUCAUAUUACAGCGUGGAAAGUGUUUAUAAGCCAUUUAAAAUAACACACAAAAACCGUUAGAUUCACUUCAACAUUUAAAUUUAAUUUGCCAAAAUAUUUUCGUCGCUUUGAGACCGCGACCUGUUCACUGACAAAAUUUUGUGCUGCAUCUCAAAGCGACGAAAAUAUUUUGACAAAUUAAAUCUAAAUGUUGAAGUGAAUCUAACGGUCUUUGUGUGUUAUUUUAAAUGGCUUAUAAACACCUUCCACGCUGCAAUUGUUUUCGUUCCAGCACACGAUCUCAGAUCAGGUCACGUGCUAUGCAAGUACAUCUCCGUAAUUGUCUUAUUAAUCCAUUAUUAAAUCUUGUAAACAGGACAAACUAUUACAAAAAAAAUAAAUGCCUGCUUAGGGUUACACACAUUCUGCACUGCAUACCCUCAACGAAAAAAAAUCCCAUCCAACUGACUGACAUGAAGUUUCCGAUACCCAGCCAACAAAUUUGCUGUCUCUCAUUUUUUUUCUGUUGAAACUAGCAAUCUCUGUUCUUUUGGAGUUUGAUUGUAUUGUCAUUUUCACAGGAGUCCUUUUCACUCACUCCUCUCUGAUCACUUAUGUCCCUUUCUUUAACCCUUUUGAUACCGACUCCUCCUGAGACCACCCCUGAUUCUAAGAUACAAACUCCUUGUUUUAAAAUGAGCUAAAUUUGAAUCUUUCAUCAAAAUUUUUUGUUAAUUUCUUUUGAAUCUUUCAUCAAAAUUUUUUGUUAAUUUCUUUUGAAUCUUUCAUCAAAAUUUUUUGUUAAUUUCUUCUUAAACACCAGCUAAAUUCUUCAUUAAUGUCAAAAAUAAUUGAAAUAAUCUAUUUCCAUAGAAAUCAUCAUUGUCAUUUAAUAUGGUAACGAAAGGGUUAAGCUUCACAUUAAACACUUUUCCUCAGUUCUUCCUCAAUAGAAUAGAGAUUUCACUAAAACUUAUUGUGAAAUAUCUUUGGGAAAAGGAUUGAACCAAAGGUUUUUUGUAUCUUUGUUGGUUAAUAUUUUGUAAUUUGUUUUGAAUUUUUUUCCCCAUUUUGAUGUAAAAAUUAAAGUAAUAAAAUAACCAGUUAUAAUUGUUAGCAUA